CUUCAUUUUCUUCAAACAAGUAUCCAAAGCACUUCUUCGAGUUCUCCAAAAUGGCUCAGAUGAAAGUUGUAAUGAAGGUGCUAACCAUGUCUGAUGAAAAAACAAAGCAGAAAGCCAUAGAAGCUGCAGCUGAUAUUUUAGGUGUAGAUUCAAUAGCAGCAGAUCUAAAGGAGCAAAAAUUAACAGUUAUAGGGGAAAUGGAUGCAGUUGCAGUGGUGAAGAAAUUGAAAAAAGCUGUUGGUAAAGUAGAUAUAUUAUCAGUGGGACCAGCUAAGGAAGAGAAGAAAGAAGAAAAAAAAGAAGAGAAAAAAGAAGAAAAAAAAGAGGAAAAAAAAGAAGAGAAGAAGGAGGAAAAGAAAGAGGAGAAAAAAGAAGAAGCAAAGUGAAAGAUUAUCUCUAUUUGAAGUCUUCAAAUUGCAAUUAUGAAUUUAGAGAAAAUAAUAAAAUGUUAAGAGAAACUUUAUUGGUGGUAUCUAUUUUAUUUCUUCUCUUGAGUUUAUUAGAGAAAAAUGGGAAAAUCAUGAAUAUGUUGGCAUGUACAAUCAUAUUUAAGUGUUUAUAUCAAACUAAUAAGUACGUUCACUUUUAUUA
Messenger RNA from Solanum pennellii, 591 nucleotides. Its product is annotated as heavy metal-associated isoprenylated plant protein 39. Bases 51 to 386 code for a protein of 111 amino acids. NCBI's taxonomy places the organism in Eukaryota, Viridiplantae, Streptophyta, Magnoliopsida, Solanales, Solanaceae. The record is from RefSeq and is a predicted model, not a curated record. Gene Ontology annotation, molecular function: metal ion binding. The transcript is spliced from 3 exons.